UGUGAUUUCCGGUGACAGUCAGAUCUCUGUGUAAAAGGAAAGCUGCCUUCGGCACAGUGAAGUUUUUCUUCAUCGCAGCUAGGCUUUCAGGGCAACAUAGAUUAAACCAGGAAGGCUUACCAAAAUGGACCCAUUUUUGUCUCUUCUGCAUUCAUUUUCCAUGAGCUUAUCUGACAGUGAGCUCUCUGCCCUUAAAUUUCUGUGCCUGAGCAAAAUUGGCAAAAGGAAGCUUGAGUCUGUCAAAACUGGCAAUGAUCUCUUCACCAUCCUCCUUGAACAGCGGGAGAUUGCAAGAGAGAAGGUAGAUUUUCUCCAGCUCAUGAUCAAAACCAUUAAAAGAGAAGAUCUGAUAAUGCAACUACAGGAGUUCAUAGAAGGUGGACAAGGCGAUGUUGUCGACCAUCUAGAUGAGAAAGAAAAAUGUCAACAGAAUGUAGCUUUUGAAGUUAUAUGUGACAAUGUUGGGAAGAACUGGAAAAUGCUAGUUCGAAGAUUAGGAAUUUCUGAUACAAAAAUUGACAGAAUUCUAACAGCCAAUCCUUAUAACUUGCAAGAACAAUUGAUGCAGUCACUUCGAGAGUGGCAGAAAUGGAGGGGAAAGGAAGCUAAGGUUGCUGACUUAAUAAAAGCCCUUCGGGAUUGCAAAAUGAACUUAGUAGCAGACAAAGUUGAACAUGAACUUUUCCAAUGGGAGGACUAAAACUAAAUGAAAUCAAAACAAUAUAUAUAAAAUGCAACAUUAAAACUGAGAGCUUAAAUAAAAAGGGAGGGAAUGCUGUCUAACUGUUAGAACAAGAGUUAGGAUACUCCAUCAUUGAUUUAGGAGCUUAAAUUCACAUUUAGAGACAUAGACCAAGACUUUCAGAAAACACUUAUGAUUUUGGGUCCUUAAUUUUUGGAUUCUCAAUCUGAGGCAAUUUAAAGGGUUUUGAUAUUUCAGAAAAUGCUGAUUACCUGCCCUGUGAGAAUCUUUAUCUUCUAUCAAGUUAGGUACCCAAAAUCAUUAGUAUCUUAUGAAAAUUCUGGCCUUAGCCUCUGAUUUGUAGACACUUGUAGACACUAAAUCUUGAUGCCCAUGGUCAUAUUUAGUCACUCAAGUAUGAAAUUCACUUUACCUCCCACAUCUGCCAAAUAGGAAUAUUACUAUGUACUUGUGGUACCUACCUCGAAGGAGUGUUGUGAAGCUUAUUCAUGUAAUGCUUAUGAGGAAGUUUAUGCUCCUUGAAUGAAGUGCUUCUUCCUAAGUGCAAAAUAUUAUUCUUAAAUUCACAAAAAUCAAGAAAUUCAAAGUUGCAAUUCCUUCAGUAGCCAUAACUCAGCCCCCUAUCCAUAUAUGGUAUUUUGCAUGACUGCAGAUGCUUUUAAAAUUUUGCCUUGAAAUAUGUACUCAGGGUCAUUGCUGUGGGAACCUGACUUCUAUGCAUUUCCAAAUUUUUAAAGGUGGCUAAAUAAUUUUGUUUGUAAUAAAAAAACCCAAAACAGACACUAGCAAUAUGCUGCCCUUCCUGCCAGAUCUUGAGAGGUAAGGAAUAUGUUCUGAAUGGUGCUUCAAGCGCUCUUUUUUUCAUGCAAGGAUGUUAAGCACCAUAUAGAAUUAGGCCUUAAGAUUGCAGUGCAAGGAGCCCAGCAGUUCUUAUGGCCUUUCCUUGGCUCAAAAGUCCCUGUUUUCAGAAUAAACUGCCUGAGAUAAAGGGUUUAUAUUAAGUACCUUCCCUGUCAUAAAGAAAGGGAUGCUAUCCUGACACUGUAAAAUACAUAGAAAGACCUUGCCCUUUAGUUGUGUAGGGGGCCCUCCUUGUUCCUCCUGCAAAAGAUUUCCCCCAUUGUAAAUGUACAUCUGAAGAUGCUGCUCACAGCCAUCACCAACUCAGAGACUCUGACAGCCCACCCUGUUAGUAGAAGCCAGAGCACUGCCCCCAUUCAGAUCAUCCAUCCAGUUUUCAAUGGGGAAAGUAGAAUUCAGUUGUCUGUGCUCUUGAUAACAUCGCAUGUUAAGAUAAAGAGAUACAUGUUAAGAUAAAACAAAAGCUUUUCUUAUGGAGAAAUGAAGUUACUGAAGAAAAUAUAAUCCCAUCACCUACAGUUUAUCCACCCUGCUAUGCAGAUGAGGAUCAGUUCUCGUCACCACAUGGUGCUCUAAUUGAAGGUGGCUCCAGGUCCAAUACUCCUUUCAUCAGCUUUCUUCAGUUUUCCUUCAUGUCAGUUCCUUAACACCACUCCCUUCAAGGAACCCAUAAAUAGCCCACAGUCAAAAAAGCAUGGAUGGGCAAGGCCAGUUUAAGGUCAUGUGGGGCCUCCUGCAAACUUCAAAUUGGGCCCUUACACUAACCCAAGAUUGUGAAAACUGCACCUACUUUAAGACCUGCUUUCAUGCCUCUGUGUCAUUUAUGUCUAGUACCAGCAUCUUGCAUGAGUUCCUCUGAAAUCAGAAUUGAUGUGACUGACUAGGACAGCGGGUGGACUCUGAAACAUCCUACUAAGAACAUAAUGUAAAAUUCAUACCUAAAGGGAGAGGCUUCGCCUUGCUGCUGAACCUGUCUCGUUUUGUUUUGUGUAGCUGAUAGCAUCCUGCUCUUUGUCAGUUUCUCACUACAUGGCAGCAUCACUGCACUCAGCACCAGAAAUUGACAAGAAGCCUGAAAUUCAGUAGGAAUGACAGCAGGCAGAAACAACACAAAACUGUCAUGAGUGUCUCCGUAUUUUCAAUUCAGCUGAUGUCUGAGCUUCAGAAAUUGACAAAUUAACACAAUUACUAGAUUACAAUUACUAGAAAGGUUGAAGUAAUGUGUACCCAGUACCGUCAUACAACAUUGUCAUAAGGGCUUUUCUUUAGAAGCUGAACAAUGAAAGAUUGGCACACACAUAUUUAUGAUCCUAAUAAGCCAGAGACCAAUGUUUGCUAGUGUCUACAUAGAAAGGAGUAAAGGGUGAUGCUCUAGCUUUCACAUAUCUGCCUUUGUGUAUAUACAGUUUCAAGUAAUUAAACUGUAAUAGAACAAUAGCUUGCUUUGCCUGUAUCUCAUACAGACUUCAGAAGAGUUCUUAAAAACUAAUGAAUAAAUAAACAAAUUCUGAAUUCAGUGCUGAAUAAAAUGCUAAUCUUGAGCUGAAUGACUAAUUCAACAAAUUUUAUUUUGUUAAAAUAUCUAUGGAUUUUUUUUCAUUAUUCUUCCCACUCUAAAGAUAACACUAUCUGUUUCAAAAUUUUCUGCCCAUCAUUCUCUAUUCAGGGGGUUUUUUUUGGUAAUGUUGGCUGGAUGAGCUGUUAUGUUUACAGAAAACGCAAAUGUAAUUGAGUAGUGAAAUAGCAAGUGAAAUAACAAACCUCCUCUGCAACAACUCAAAGUUCAAUGUCCCAAGCAUUUUGUCCUCAUUACUUUUCCCCCUUUAUUCCUAAUAUUUAACAUAACAUAUGGACUUUUGGAUCACAGCAGAUAUACAUAUAUAUGAUACAAAGAUUACAAAUUUGGUACUUCUUGCAUGUAAUUAGAAUAUCUUCUUUUGAGAACUGGAAUAGUUUUUCCGUGUGGUUGAGUCAUAUUUUUGAAGAGAGCAGCACCUGACCCAUACUAUGGUUAAAACCAAAUUUGCUCAAGAAUUGGAACAUAAUAUAAAAUGUGUUGACCCUGUGAAAUAAGGAAGCAAUGGGGUGGGACGGGAGGGGAGUGGUAGGAUGCACCAAAUAGAUCAUGUUUGAAUUUCUGCAUGUAAGGUUGAAGUUGUAAUGUAAGAUUUUAUAUGUGCAUUUCACAAAUGUUAUUUCUUAAAACAUCUUUCCUUUCA
Molecule: messenger RNA, 3783 nt
Organism: Chrysemys picta bellii (western painted turtle)
Lineage: Eukaryota; Metazoa; Chordata; Testudines; Emydidae
Gene: FADD
Product: Fas associated via death domain
Biological process (GO): signal transduction; regulation of apoptotic process
Molecular function (GO): protein binding
Source: RefSeq, a predicted model, not a curated record